Molecule: messenger RNA, 2553 nt
Organism: Strongyloides ratti
Lineage: Eukaryota; Metazoa; Nematoda; Chromadorea; Rhabditida; Strongyloididae
Product: Timeless protein domain-containing protein
Exons: 3
Coding region: 1-2553 (850 amino acids)
Biological process (GO): DNA replication checkpoint signaling; replication fork arrest; DNA repair
Cellular component (GO): replication fork protection complex
Molecular function (GO): DNA binding
Source: RefSeq, a predicted model, not a curated record
AUGGAUGCUGAAAUUGUUCAAUUAAUUAAUGAACUGGGAGUUUAUUCGGAAGGAGAGUAUAAACUUCAUCCUUUUCACAAAGCCUCUCUUUAUCAAAUUAAACGCCAUUUGGCUUCUGAUAAUGAUAAGAUUAUUUUAAUGAAAUGUUCCGAAGUUAAUAUUAUUGGAAAUGAUAUUAUACCAAUAAUGAAGAUAUUUUAUGAUAAUCCUCAAAAAAAGGAUCUAUUUUUAAUGUGUUUAAGAUUAUGUAUUACUUUAAUAUCCCCAAAUAGCAUUGUUUUUGAACAUAUGGACCACACUAAUCCUGAAACAACAACGUUAAUAUCAAAGAGAGAAAGUUAUUUAUUUAAUAUUUUAAAAUCUAUUGCUUAUUCUGAUCUCAUGGUAUAUCUUAAUGGAAGUUUACUCACAAUUUUUAAUGAACAAGAAAAAACUGAUAUUAGUAUUGCAACGAAGGAAUCUAUUUUUCAAUUAGUUCAAAUAAUUGUGUCAACUAAUUUCAAUAGUAUAACAUCAGAUGAGAAAACUAUAAUAGAAGAAUCAUUAAUAAGUAAAAUAGUAGUGUCUGAUAUCAUUGAAACAAUGUACAAAUAUUCAAAAAGUAGUGGAUAUAAAACUGAUAUGUAUAUGUUUAUAUAUAUUUUCGGUCAAAUUUCUAAAUCUGUUGAUCCAAAUUCUAUUGUUGCAACAGAAGUUGCACGUAGAAAAAAAGAAGAACAAAUGAAAAAAUUUUCUACAACUAUAAAUGUAAAAGAAUUAGUUAAAUCUAUUGAACAAGAUUUUCAUCCUAAAAGAACAAAACCUCUACCAGAUGAUAAGGAUCCAUUAUUUCCAAUGACUGAGGAAGCCAACAGAAAGAAACACAGUCAACGUCGCCGUAUUAUUAUGAAUGGAAGAUUUCCUGGAACAUUUGUAGAUAUGAAUAAUUUUACAAAAGCGGGUAGAGCAAAAGUUGUAAAUAAAAUUGAAGUAAAUUCUAUGGACUCUAUUGUAAAGCAAAAUACUUUUAAAACUUUUAAUAGAAACUUUAAUAAACAAGUUACAGGUGAAGAUGAAAGAGUAUUAACUUUAAAAAGCAAAGUAUAUACUAAAUUUUAUAAUCAAAUCAAAAUGCUUAUGUUAUCAGGAUUUGAUUUUAAACGUUAUGCCUAUUCUGAUAUUGUUACUUGGUCUGAUUUAAAAGUAGAAUUAAUGGGUGCUGAAGUGAAUUAUUUAAAUUUAUUAUGGUUCAUGCUUAAAAUAUCACGAUUAGAUAAUAUACCAUGGUUAUUUCAAAAUGAUUUUAUGACUUUUGAUAAUAUUGAAAUAUGGACUGAAAGAAUUAUAGAUUCGAUGAAUAAGUAUGAAAAACCAAAAAUUAAUUAUAUUAGAGAGAAAUGUAAAUAUAUGUUAAAUAUCUUAAAAGAGGCAUUUUAUAGAAUCCCUAGUUUAAAAGAAAGGAAUGAAGAUGAAUAUAGAGCAUUAAUCUAUGAGUUAUAUUUUCAUAGCUUUCUUAAAUCAUUUGUAAAAUUUUAUCAUUAUAUGGAUAAUCUGCUAUCGUCACAAUCUUUAUAUAAUGCAUUGUUUUCAUUAACAACUGUUUAUUUUCAAAUGGCAAAGUUUAUCAAUAUUAAUGGAGGAUAUUGUGGACAACUUGAAAGAAACAAUGCAUUAGAGGUAAAAGAGGAACUUAUAGAAGUUGAAGAUUUAAUGGGUCAAUUUUGUAACAAAUUUGUAGCUCGAUGUGCAAUGCAUUUUUCUUUGAUAUAUAGUGAUAGAAUCUCUUCCAGUGAAUUACAUAAUUUAAUUUCAGUAAUAUAUUAUUCAUCGUUUGGAUUGAAAAAAAUGAUUUAUUAUUUUGAAGUUAAAUUUUUUGUUUGUCUAAGGAAGUGGAUUUAUACAUUAAAAAAAGGAUGUAAGAAUAUAGAAAUGUUACCAGUUUUAGAAAAUUUUCUAAAAAGAUUAAUGAUUCAUGCAGAAGAAUAUCAUUUAUUUGGUGUAAAUGACUCAUUAUUUUUGAAUCAAAUUUCAAAACCUAAUAAAACCAGGAGAAAAAAAAAAGCUAAUUUGGAAAACGAGGAAGAUUUUGAAGAACAAGGAAAUGAAGAUGAUUUUAAUGAUACUGAGGAACAAGAAGAUGACAAGGAAUUUGUUAAAGUUGAUGAAACUGCAGAUGAUAAUAUUGAGAUACAGGAGAAUGACUCUCGUAAAAAAAUAAAGAAAAAAAUAAAUAGAGUUGUAAUAGACGACACUAGUGAUGUAGAGGAAGCAGAUGAUGUUAUGGAAGAACUUACCAAUAAAAAUAUUGAGGAUGUAAAUGAAAGUUUAAAUAAUUAUUUACUUUCAAGUGAAGAAGAAUACGAAAGUGAUAAUGGAAAAGAGAAUGAUUCUGAUAAUGAAUAUCAAAAUCAACCAAAUGAACUUAAACCCGAAGAUUUAUUUCAUAUUUAUAACAAAAAAAGAUCUUUGUUUGAUGAUAGCGAUGGAGAAAAUAAUGAUGAACCAGAGGAAUCUUCUCAGAGACCUUUAAAGAAAAGAAAAAUGAUUAAUGAUGAUGAAGAUGACGAUGAAUAG